CUCUUUUCCUGCCACCGCCGAGUCGCGCGGAGGCGGGCGCACGCGUGCAUUCAAGAUUCGGGUCCACCCGUAACCCACCGCCAUGGCCGAGGAAGGCAUCGCUGCUGGAGGUGUAAUGGACGUUAAUACCGCCUUACAAGAGGUGCUGAAGACCGCCCUCAUCCACGAUGGCUUGGCACGUGGGAUCCGCGAAGCUGCCAAGGCCCUAGACAAGCGCCAAGCCCAUCUUUGUGUGCUCGCAUCCAAUUGCGAUGAGCCUAUGUACGUGAAGUUGGUGGAGGCCCUCUGUGCCGAGCACCAGAUCAACCUGAUUAAGGUUGACGACAACAAGAAGCUGGGGGAAUGGGUAGGCCUGUGUAAAAUCGACAGGGAGGGAAAGCCCCGCAAGGUGGUUGGCUGCAGUUGUGUGGUGGUGAAGGACUACGGCAAAGAGUCUCAGGCCAAGGAUGUCAUCGAGGAGUACUUUAAAUGCAAGAAAUGAACAAAUAAAAAACUUGACUUUUGCUCA
Equus caballus (horse) is the source of this 508-nucleotide messenger RNA. RefSeq names its product ribosomal protein S12 (gene RPS12). The record is from RefSeq and is marked validated. Gene Ontology annotation, molecular function: structural constituent of ribosome. Lineage: Eukaryota; Metazoa; Chordata; Mammalia; Perissodactyla; Equidae. Gene Ontology annotation, biological process: translation. Gene Ontology annotation, cellular component: cytosolic small ribosomal subunit; ribosome.